Messenger RNA from Bombus huntii, 2053 nucleotides. Its product is annotated as probable citrate synthase 2, mitochondrial. Gene Ontology annotation, cellular component: mitochondrial matrix. The record is from RefSeq and is a predicted model, not a curated record. The coding region runs from base 105 to 1496 and encodes 463 amino acids. Lineage: Eukaryota; Metazoa; Arthropoda; Insecta; Hymenoptera; Apidae. Gene Ontology annotation, biological process: carbohydrate metabolic process; tricarboxylic acid cycle; citrate metabolic process. The transcript has 4 exons.
GCAGUUAGUUGAGUUGGGCGCCAGAGCUCCGCGUGGUCAGUUGGAUAGUUGGUGUGACAGUAACAAGAAAGAGGAAGGAUCCAUAAGCCAGGAUAUAAAGAACAAUGGCACUCUUCCAUUUCAGUCCAAAACGUUGCUUGGAAGUUCAGAAGAUAACUUCGACCAUAUUCUUAAGAUCAUUGAGCGAUGCCUCCACCGAUCUGAAAAAGGUUCUGGCUGAUAAAAUUCCAAAGGAGCAGGAGCGUGUCAAGGCUUUUCGUAAACAGCAUGGAUCCACCAAAGUUGGAGAGGUCACCGUAGACAUGAUGUAUGGUGGUAUGCGUGGAAUUAAAGGACUUGUAUGGGAACCGUCGGUCCUGGAUCCUGAAGAAGGUAUUAGAUUCCGAGGAAAGUCGAUUCCAGAAUGUCAGAAGCUUCUACCAAAAGCUAAGGGUGGUGAGGAACCGCUUCCAGAAGGUUUGUUCUGGCUUCUGAUUACUGGCGACGUUCCCACGGAUGCCCAAGUGAAAGCAGUCUCUCAAGAAUGGGCCUCCCGAAGCGCAUUACCUGAUCACGUAGUCAAAGCUCUGAACAACUUCCCCAAAUCGCUUCAUCCCAUGACUCAAUUCUCCGCCGCUAUUACUCUUCUAAAUAGCGAGAGUGAAUACGUGAAAGCGUAUACGGGAGGUGUACACAAGACCAAAUAUUGGGAAACCGUUUACGAAGAUUCGAUGAAUCUGAUCGCUAAAUUACCCGUAGUGGCUGCCACAAUCUACAGAAAUAUUUACAAGGGUGGUAAAGGCUUGGGAUCCGUCGAUGCGGGAAAAGAUUGGUCUUGGAAUUUCGCGAACAUGCUCGGUUACGACAAUCCACAAUUCAUCGAACUUAUGCGCUUAUACCUAACGAUCCACUCUGAUCACGAAGGUGGAAAUGUAUCUGCACACACAACUCACUUGGUAGGUUCGGCAUUGUCUGAUCCGUAUUUGUCAUUUGCCGCUGGAAUGAACGGCUUGGCUGGUCCUCUCCAUGGUCUUGCAAAUCAAGAAGUGUUGGUAUGGCUAGAAAAGUUGCGCGCUCAAGUUGGAGACAGUCCCAGUGACGAUAAGCUGAAGGAAUUUAUUUGGAACACGUUGAAGAGCGGUCAAGUCGUUCCUGGAUACGGUCAUGCCGUACUGAGAAAGACUGAUCCUAGAUAUACAUGCCAGAGAGAAUUUGCAUUGAAACACUUGCCGGAUGACAAACUGUUCAAGCUUGUUUCCCAAGUAUACAAAGUAGUUCCACCCAUUCUUUUGGAAACUGGCAAGGUAAAGAACCCAUGGCCAAAUGUAGAUGCUCAUUCGGGAGUUCUACUGCAAUACUAUGGAAUGAAAGAGAUGAAUUAUUACACCGUCCUGUUCGGAGUAUCGCGUGCUCUUGGUGUUCUGGCGUCCCUUGUUUGGGAUCGAGCUCUCGGUCUUCCCAUAGAAAGGCCCAAAUCUCUAAGCACUGAUCUUCUCAUGAAAUCUGUCAAAGCCUAAACAACUUUAUUUAUGAAAAAUCGGUGUCACCUUUUAAGUUUGUGACACACCACCAUCAUGGUUUCAAAAGUAAAGAACUGACUGCUUUCUAUCAUAGUGAAAAUGUUAUUAAUGCACAGACAGGUGUAAUCUUCUUGAGCUCAUUACGAAUUCAUUUUAAAUGACUUCAAGGAAGUCGUUUUAAUUGUUGAAUCUUAUCAAAAAGAUGUAAAAUUAGGUAUCGUCUCACGUAACGAUAUGUGCUUCGAAUGUAAACACAUUAAAAAUAGGUUUCGCAGUUUACUGUAUCGCAAAAACUUUUGCCUACAUCUUUUAAUAACGUGUUCAUUCACCUUUUUCUGUUGACAAUGCAGAUUUCGUGUAAAGGAGGUAGAGUUUUUGCGAUAUACUAUAAGCUACGAAAAAGAUUCAUCCGUUAAAUAUAGUUUAACUGCCAAACCCUUUAAAAAGAUGUAAUAUGCCCAUUAGCGAUAAACACAAUUCAUUGUAAAUAUAUUUGCCACUUUGUUUAAUUUAUAGAGCGGCGAUUUUAGAAAUAAAAGUGACGUAAUUCAUUA